Dryobates pubescens (Downy woodpecker) is the source of this 912-nucleotide messenger RNA. It is a transcript of the gene SAMD10, whose product is annotated as sterile alpha motif domain containing 10. Gene Ontology annotation, cellular component: cytoplasmic side of plasma membrane. Gene Ontology annotation, molecular function: protein binding. Gene Ontology annotation, biological process: cell surface receptor protein tyrosine kinase signaling pathway. The record is from RefSeq and is a predicted model, not a curated record. The coding region runs from base 95 to 757 and encodes 220 amino acids. Lineage: Eukaryota; Metazoa; Chordata; Aves; Piciformes; Picidae. The transcript has 5 exons.
AGCGCCGGGGCUGGGACGAGCGUGGAGCCACCAUUGCUUGGCGGCAGGAGGGAGGUGAUGGGCGGGGGGGGAGUCAGUCAGGUGUGGACGAGGUAUGAGGGGAGGCAGGGAUGGAGCUGAGCUGGUGACAGCCGGUGGCGCCGAGCGCUCGCUCGUCCCUCCUCCCGCCGAGAUGCAGCAGGGCCGACCGUCCCUCUGCUGCGUCUCCGCCAUCCGCAGCUCGCAAGGACCCCCCGAGCCAGCCGCCGCUCACCUCAGCUUCUGCCGCAGCCUCCUGGAGCACACGGUGUCGGCCGAGAACCUCAGCUACCGGCUGCAGCGGAACCCUGGCAGCAGCCGCACCUGGCACGACGGCCGCAGCCAGCGGGCAGACGGCGGCAGGACCGUCAAGCUCCUGCGGCAGCCGGGCACCGAGGGCUGCCAGGGCCGUACCUACGAGCACUAUGGCAUCUACCACACCAGCCCCACGCUGGGCAGCCUGGCCAAGCCAGUGGUGCUCUGGACCCAGCAGGAUGUGUGCAAAUGGCUGAAGAAGCACUGCCCACACAACUAUCUCAUCUACGUCGAGGCAUUCUCCCACCACGCCAUCACCGGCCGGGCGCUGCUGCGGCUGAACGGGGAGAAGCUGCAGCGCAUGGGCAUCGCGCACGAGGCGCAGCGCCAGGAGGUCCUGCAGCAGGUCCUGCAGCUCCAGGUGCGCGAGGAGGUCCGAAACCUGCAGCUGCUCAGCCAAGCUUCUUUUGGAAAUGUCUCCUAGCUGAUCCAUCUGUUUGGCAGAUUGCACCAACACUGUGAACCGAGCACCUCUGGGCUGGGCUGUGCACCGCUGACACCAGACCUGGACCGCGCUUGGGAUCCGAAGAGAGAGCUUCCCAGCCCUGCCAGGGCUUCUCUCCCUCCCCUCCUCUCUCU